CUCUCCCUCUCACUAUUUAUGUAUAUGAGCAAGCGGCAUCGUGUGCAGCCAAGCCAGCAAUAAUUUAUUGAUUCACACAAUCCAUGGUUUGGCGCAGACGUCACUGCUUCUUGACAUUCUUCGAUUUUUAAUUUUUUUUAGUUAUUUUGUCAAAAGCAAGUCCUUCCAUCUAUGAAUUUUUGCUGAUUCUGAAGCGGAGUGAUCGAGGAGGUGGAGGAAAGUACAUGGGGAAGACGUGGAUUCUGAGCUGCUGUUUGUUGCUUUUGGUGUGUAUUAAUGUGUGUGAUUCGGAGGAGCAACUGCCGAAUAGCCACGUGAUUUCCAGCGUCGCGUAUCCGAGCACUCCGCUUGGUCCAUACGAUUGGCGGUAUAUUAGAGUUGAUUUGCCGCCAUGGUUCUCUUCGUUGUCUCUAGCACUGGAAACAGAUGUUGACCUUAAUCUCAAUGAAUUCAAGAAGACACCUGUAGGUUCUCUGGCUAUAAUCUGCUUCCGAGAUGGGAGCCUCCCUCUGCCUGAUAUCCACAACACUUCUGAAAUGGGUCUAGUGAUGGACUACAUCUCGAACGAUUCUUUUGUUGGGAACCAAAGUCUUCAAAAUUUUGAGAAGUGUUACCCAUUGCAGAAGAAUAUAUUUUUGAGAGUGACAAAUGAGCAGAUUUUCCCAGGUACAUGGUAUUUUGGGAUAUUUAAUGGUGUUGGACCUCUGCGGACACAGUCUAAAAUGCUCGAGCGAGGCCAUUCAUUAUUAUUUAGUGCGAACAUAAGUGUGGAGGGGUGCUCAAGCUCCAUGAUGUCGGGAAAGUUCUGCAACCAAACAGUGAGCAUGCUUUCAUGUAAUGCCAACUAUAAUUUAACUGGAAUUGGCAUUAAAAAUGAAACGUAUAGAGCUAAUGGAAGGAAUGUUAUUGCUUGUGGAAAUGCCAAUGGAAUAUCUUGUCAUGAAAAUGCCAAGCCCAAAGUCUACUUAUUCGAUGCGGAAAACAUUGGGGAAGAGAUACUGAUUUCAGCAGCAAAUUUGACAUUCAGUCAAGCGCAAAAUUCAAUUAUUACUGUAAGCCAUUCUUUGCUCUGUUAUGCCAGAUAUGGUGCAAUGCCCCUUGAAACAGUUUAUGACUUUUCUGGUGAUAUUAGUUGGGCCCCUUUGGUACUUCAAUUCCCCAAAGCUGGUCGUUGGUAUAUUAUUGUUCAAUCCAUCGAUAGCUCAACAAAAAGUCUGGGAAUGCAAAGUAAUAUCUCGAGAGUGUGUUAUAUGUUGGAGUGGCAAGUGCUUCAGUGUCCUAUGGGCAAGGCUGGAUUAAAAUGCACAUCUGAAAGACAUAUGCUUGAGGCUGUGAUUCAGAAAGACCAGUUUCUCCCUUUUGAGUCCAAUUACUUGCCAAUAACGAGAAAUGCAUCAUCAUUGGAUUCAGCCUUUUUUCAUUUGGAACCUCUUCUGAGCAGCUUCUCCCAUGGAGAUAGUCACAAUGGUAGUUGGACCUUUUUCAUCUUGGACAUUCCGUCCGGUUCUGCCUUAGGAAAUAUCCACCUCCAUCUUACUUCCAACCUUAUGCAAAAUUAUGAAAUCUAUGCCAGAUAUGGAGGGUUACCUUCUCUCACUAGCUGGGAUUACUUCUAUGCUACCCGGACAAAUAGUAACAAUGGCUCCACAUAUCUAAAGAUAUAUGAGUCAACAGAGGACACAGUUAGUUUUUAUAUACUAUAUGCGAGAGUAGGAACAUGGUAUUUCGGCAUUAGACAACUCAAUCCCACUGAUGCAAGCAGCAAUACUGCCAUCUCCUUGUCAAUAGAGAGCUGUCCGAACAAAUGCUCAUCCUUUGGACGGUGCCUGUCUCGUUUAGACGCCGGAGGUCUCAUCUUAUACAGCUACUGCCAUUGUGAUCUGGACCAUGGAGGUUUCGACUGUAGUGUCGAGAUUGUCUCGCAUAAAUGGCAAAUUGUACACUCUAUUUUUCUGGUAGCAUCAAAUGCUGCUUCUCUGUUCCCGGCAUUUUGGGCACUCCGGAAUAAGGCAUUUGCAGAAUGGAUUCUCUUUACGUGUAGUGGUACAGCCAGUGCAGUGUAUCAUGCCUGUGAUUCGGGUGCCGGCUGCCUAUUAGGCUUCCAUACCUUACAGUUCCUCGACUUCUGGCUCUCUUUCAUGGCCGUCGUGAGUACUUUCAUUUACCUAACCACCAUGAGUGAAGCUUCUAAAAGAACAAUCCACACCCUCGUUGCCGUCCUGACUGCCCUCAUGGCUCAGACAGAUCCCACCAGGUCCAAAAACAUCAGCAUUGUGAUGGGACUAGGAGCUCUCGGCCUCCUCAUCGGGUGGCUUGUUGAGUUUUGGACCCAUCAAAAGUCGACAACUGUUCCAAGAGAAGAUCGUUGGGAUCUUCUUCGAAGAUGGAACAUUUUUAAAGGAUGGAUCCAUAACAUUUUCAAGACAAUCAAGAAGCGGUAUGUUGGCGCAGGGUUUUUGACACUGGCUCUCGCCGUGGUGUCUUGGCAAAUGGAAUCCUUUGAAACAUAUUGGAUUUGGCACAGUUUAUGGCACAUUACUAUCUAUACUUCUUCCUUCUUUUUCCUAUGCGCAAAACCGAGCACUGAAACAGCAGAGGCAACUACGCCUGCGAACUAUGAACUCACUCGACAGGCUUCAUUCAACGAAAAUGAAGUUAGACGCGAAUGAUAAAUGUUGGCGCAUUUUUUGUCGCCGGUUGUGCUAAAGAUUAUAUUUAGCUUACAGAUGAGAUGAGAUGAGAUGGAUGGUGGCAACACAACAUAGCACAGCAGGUAACAAUAGAUAGAUAGAUAGAUACUUAAGAAGAAUUCCUCCAUCUUCUUAUAUUGCUAUUGUUGCUUUCAUUCGUUACAAUAUAUUUUGCAUAUUCUUCCAGUAUAUAUAUGCACAAAGCUUGCACACACACACACAUAUAUAUAUAUAUAAAAGUUAUUGCCCAUGUUCUCUUGGUUCACUUUUUUAGUUUUUUUGGUUAUUUCUUGAAACUUUUAGUAAAAUAUUCACUAUUUAUUCUAGUAAAAUAAAUACCAUAUUUAUAUAUUAAUUUAUUUAAGUGAACACAAUUGUUCUCUCAUAAUGCUAAACUUUUUGAAACGUCUUAUUAUUAUCUCA
Molecule: messenger RNA, 3113 nt
Organism: Andrographis paniculata
Lineage: Eukaryota; Viridiplantae; Streptophyta; Magnoliopsida; Lamiales; Acanthaceae
Exons: 14
Coding region: 225-2669 (814 amino acids)
Cellular component (GO): plasma membrane
Source: RefSeq, a predicted model, not a curated record